Molecule: messenger RNA, 444 nt
Organism: Zingiber officinale
Lineage: Eukaryota; Viridiplantae; Streptophyta; Magnoliopsida; Zingiberales; Zingiberaceae
Exons: 1
Coding region: 1-444 (147 amino acids)
Source: RefSeq, a predicted model, not a curated record
AUGAACAAAGAAUGCUCCAACUGUAUCAGCAGCGACAAACGGUACGUACGUCAAAGAGCUCAAAGUUCUUCUGGUAAAAUACAGAGGAGAAGGUAUUUGAAUGGAGAUCGUGAAGUUGGGCAUGCUCGUCUUUUCAAUGAUUACUUUUCUGAUGAUCCGAUAUAUCCUAAUGACAUAUUUCGACGUCGAUUUCGAAUGCAAAAAGAGUUAUUCCUUCGUAUAGUUGAUGCCGUGAAAAAUCAUUCCGAAUAUUUUCAAUGGAAGGUCGAUGCAGCAGGGAAAAAAGGUUUGUCACCACUUCAGAAAUGCACAGCGACUAUUCGUCAAUUAGCGUAUGGAGUCUCUGCUGAUCAUUAUGAUGAGUAUCUACGGAUUACUGAAACAACUGUCAUCCAAUGUUUAUUCAACUUUUGUCGAUGUAUAAUUGAAGUGUUCGGGGCCUAA